This is a messenger RNA of Lytechinus variegatus (green sea urchin), 646 nucleotides long. RefSeq names its product ly-6/neurotoxin-like protein 1. The transcript has 4 exons. NCBI's taxonomy places the organism in Eukaryota, Metazoa, Echinodermata, Echinoidea, Temnopleuroida, Toxopneustidae. The coding region runs from base 156 to 491 and encodes 111 amino acids. The record is from RefSeq and is a predicted model, not a curated record.
UUGUUGUCUAAAAUGAAUACUGACUUCUGUCCAAGUUCAUAUUGCUGAUUGUUCUUCUUUAUUCCUGGUCAUACUUUUUUGUUACGAUCUGACUUUUCUCAGCCACGGUAUUUUCUUGUAACCGGAAAAAAAACGUUGGAAAAGUGUCGUGAGCCAUGAAGUCUUUUUUAGUUCCCGUCCUUUUGAUCUCCUUGGUGGCAGGAAGUUCGGCCAUUAAAUGCUUCGUAUGUAAUGGAGACCAAUGUGCUGAUCCUUUCAAUGAAGAUGCAGGACUAAAACAAACAUGUCCAGCAGGCAUCGAACACUGUUUGAAAACCGAAGCCACAGUUAAUGUAUUGCGUUCGUGCGCCGUAGGUGCAUGCGAAGUCCGUUGUGUAAAUGGUGUUUGUUGCUGCAAAGGAGACUCGUGCAACGGAAGUACCGCCGUGUCAGUCAGCUUCGUUGCUAUGGGCGUGGCUAUGCUGGUUGCCCUCAUCUUUUCCAGACAAUAAGAUGGACCAGAGGCAUCACGUGACCAUCGCCAUCGGCUCAUCAGUUCAAAAUUAUCCAAUUUUAAAAUACAAUUCCAGCCCAACAAAAUGUUGAUUUGAAUAAAAAGAGAAAUAUCCAACAAGUAUAACACUGAAGAUUUCAUCAAAAUUGGAUG